This is a messenger RNA of Struthio camelus australis, 1266 nucleotides long. NCBI's taxonomy places the organism in Eukaryota, Metazoa, Chordata, Aves, Struthioniformes, Struthionidae. The record is from RefSeq and is a predicted model, not a curated record.
AUGCCUGGACAGAUGUCCCAAAGUGCCCUGCGAGCAGCCUUGGACAAGAGGGUGAACUGCUUUGCUAUCACCACCCAGGCAGGGCACAGGUUUCGGCCUAGAGCACCUCGGAAGGCCUGCGCUCCAGAGGCGGCAGAACAAGCCACCGUACGAAAGUCCCAAGGAGAAUACGGUAGGCAGUUAACCGGACGCUAUUGCCGCGGGUUUGCCCUCGGAAUUACAACCCACAGCACUUUUGAUAUCUGCAAAAGCCCCUUUCCCAGGAAAGGGCGCUGUGCUAAUUGCUUCCCAUCGCGGCCUCCGUAUUUCACAAAAGGCAGGUACAAGGGGAAAUUGUCAUCAAGAUGUUUUCCAGCACACAGCACCAAACACAGGUUCUCAGAUUCUCUAAACAGCCAGCGCUGGCGAUUCUUAAAAAGUGGUCUGGAUGAUUUCAGAAAUGGCUUCCCUCCUCCUUGUGAUAACAUCAUCAUCCGUAGUACAAAGGGGCUUUCCCCCAUCGUGCUACAGAGUAGAUCACACUUGGCCCAUCAGAAGGCACGGAAGAUAUCUGCUAAACCCGACUGCAAGCUCACGUCAAAGCAGGAAGCCCAGAAGGAUUUCAGUGAGGAGACAGACCACAACCUGAGCCAGCACCCUCAGUCAUUUUACUCUCAUUUGAAAGAUAGCAUCUUUCCAGAGCUCCUUCUAGAGGUGAUGAAUACCUUGGAAGCUGAGAUGCACAAGAGCUGCAGGGCUGUGAAGAGUGAUCAUGAAGAGGAGGUCCUCCCUCCUCCGAAAAUUUGGCGUUACCCCAAGGACCAACACCAAACAGAAGCAACCCCUGGGUCAUCAGCACACAAAGAGUCCAGCCGAAACAACCUGCAUACCCAACUUCUCAAAACAGAGGUAGAGAAAAGAGAAAAGGUGCCCAGACCGAGCUACAUUCCUCCUGUGGAUAUAAACACAAAGCCGGCAGCCAGGGAAUCUUGUGUCUGGGAUGCAUCUCGGGAACCAGGCCAGCCCAAAUUUGUUAAGAUCAGAUAUGGAGCCUGGUACCUUGACCCUAAAACAUGGAAAAAGCAAAAAGUGGGUGAACCUUUAAUGGAUCCAAAAGAAACGGGCGACAGCGUUAAAAAUUUCACGACACCAUCCGUUAAGAAGGAGAAUCCCAAGUACUACGGGAUGCAUGCAUUUAAGGAAUUCCUGGAGAGGAAAGGCUACCGGAAACCAGGGAUACUAGGUGAAGAGGAGGCUGAAGCAACAGAUGAUGAGCCUGCGAGAUAA